UGCGCCACGAAUUCGUUGUGGUCGCAACGCAAUACCAUCGUCAAAUUAUUGUAACAUCAACGAAACGCAUCUUUCUCGUUGGAGAAUUCAGGGUAUCGCUCGAUUGUUUACGUACACGGACAAGCUGUGUGUAAUUAGUCAGAGGAUAAUGUUCGUAAAUGCUUUACUGGUUUUCUGGUCCUUUGUUUGUAUCGAGUUUCAUCCAGGAAUACCAUUCGAACUCGACUCGAAUUCGCGGCACACUAGUGCGCUCGAUGUUAUGCAAAUCUUUCAUUGUCUUUGAUGUGUAGCGGUAAACUUUCGUCCGUCGAUAAUCAAUGUGCAAUUACCCGAUAACGCGUUUUCUUCACUGACAAUAAUCGAUGUAGAUGAUGUUUAUUUUACUUCAAACGCGAGGACAAAUGCGAUGUGUACGUGAAAGACGAGUAAUCGUGUAACUGAAUAAUUCUUAUUGUUUCAGAUAACAAAUACGACAGAACCAUCAGUCUCUGAUAAUUCUAUUAUUCUGAAAAUAUACUUUCAAUAGAAGAACAUGGAAGAGAAGGAUUCAUUGAUAUUAUUUAUUUUAAAAUAUUUAACGAGCGUUAAAAAAAAAAAACCGAGUGCGAUAUUCGAGCCGAAGAGUUGCGUAAUUCAACGUGGAAGGUUUUCAUCGUACGCUUGGACGAACAGCGUGUAGCUAAUAUCGAAGAAAAAAAUAUAUAAUUUGAAGCAUCGUGUUUCGGCAAAGACUUCCAAAAGCUUUCUUCAAAUAUUGCACGCACAUUAAAGUGCUUUCAAAUGUCCCCAGGUCUUCUUAUCCGUUUGGGCCAUUAUGUACCCUUCGACAAUAAACACCGCGAGCAUUUCCUGGCAAAAUCCCUCGGCUUAAAUGUAAGUUAACGUGGCCGGCGUUGAACCGCGCCUUCGAUGCGCCCAUCUACCUGAGCGUACUUUCAACUUCGUCUAAGGUCACCGGACAAGUAAAUGACCAAUUUGCAGAAUUGAAACGCCUGUGAAAUGCGAAUACGAUCCGACACGCGUGACUGCAUGCUACAGGGGCAAAUUUUCGGUAGAAGACUGUUGGAGAAUGAAGGAAACGAUGAAAACGAGUUUCCAAAUUUACAGAAUAAUGGUUUCGCACCGCGUUGCCGUGCUUCAGGUACCUCUAAGUCAUAAUUUAAGGACCCGUUAUCCUUUUCGCAACAGGGUAUUUUGCAGGUAGACGGUGUUAUUGAAAGAGCCGGAGGGCCAAAAUUGACCUGGCUAAACACUGACGUGUCCUCGAGUGCAAGGCAAAGCGUAUGUCUCUGCAUUUAUUAGAUACACGUCAGAUUUGUCAAUUAUUCUUAAUCACGUGCUGAAAUUCCAUACGUGAUUGAGUACACUGUUGUAAUGCCGGUUACAUCAUUAAAAAAAAAAAGAUUCAAAAACUGAUGAUCGGAUUUGAAUAUCUAUUGUAAAUUGAAAAAUUUCCCCUUGACCCGUUGGAUGAAUUCUACAAUUUAUAAAAAUAUAAUUUGCGGAAGGUCGAAUGAAAUUAUUCGGGAAUUACACGUUUUAUUUUUUUAUCGGAUCCAAAGUUCAACGACGCUACGCUUCCAGUAUACACCAGCUAAGCUGCAGUUGCUUCGAGUUGGUUGAUAGUGCUGUCAGAAGCAAUAACGUUUUGCGAGGAAAUUUGAUUUAAAAAUGAAGAGCGGAAAUCAAAUAACUGCUGAGGCUCUGAAAGCUCAGGGCAUCGAAUAUGUUUUUGGAAUAAUUGGACACCCCGUAAUUGAGCUGUCCAUGACCAUACAGGCCCUGGGCAUUCAGUAUCUUGGAUUUAGAAACGAACAGGCCGCAUGCUACGCUGCACAAGCUUAUGGCUACCUAACGAGAAAACCAGCUGUAGUUUUAUGUGUCUCUGGACCGGGCAUGCUUCACGUUAUAGGUGGUAUGGCAAACGCUCAAGUGAAUUGCUGGCCAGUCAUAGUAAUCGGAGGAUCGUGCGCUCAGGAUCACGAGGGAGUUGGAGGUUUUCAAGAAUGGCCACAGGUAGAAGCCGCUAAACCCUAUUGUAAAUAUGCCGCCAGGCCACCAUCUGCAGGGUUAAUACCGCUUCACGUAGAAAAGGCUGUCCGGUUGUCCACUUACGGACGACCUGGUGCUGCUUACUUGGAUUUUCCAGCCAGCAUAUUGACCCAAUCAGUCGACGAGGAAAAAAUAUUCAAAGUUACAGUUUGUCCACCGCCUCCGUUAAUAUUUCCUGAUCGUAAAUUAGUUGAACAGGCAGCUAGCUUGCUUAUGCGAGCAAGAAAACCAUUGUUAAUUAUUGGAAAAGGGGCUGCUUAUGGUAGAGCAGAAAAUGAGAUCCGCAAUCUAGUUUAUUUAACAAAUCUUCCUUUCCUUCCAAUGCCAAUGGGAAAGGGGGUUGUUCCAGACACCGAUGAACGAUGCGUUUCUAGCGCAAGAACUUCUGCGUUACAACAGAGCGACGUUAUCUUAUUAUUAGGCGCCAGAUUAAACUGGAUGUUACAUUUCGGUCGAUCGCCUCGUUUUCAAACUGAUGUUAAAAUAAUACAAAUCGACUUGUGCCCAGAAGAAUUGCAUAAUUCUGUUUCUUCCGCCAUAGCAAUUCAAUCGGACAUCUCAACAGCUGUGGAUUGCCUUGUUACUGUUCUAAAAGAACGUAAAUGGUCGAUUGAAAGGAGCAAUCCAUGGUGGAAAGAUCUUCUCGCUAAAGCGAACAAGAACAAAACGCUUGUUAAUAGAAUGUCGGCGGAUGUUUCGGUACCCUUAAAUUACUAUGCUGUUUUUAAACAUAUACAAGAUAUGAUUCCUCCUAAUUCUAUUAUUUGCUCGGAAGGAGCCAAUACGAUGGAUAUUGGUAAAACAAUUUUGUUAAAUAACGAACCUCGCCAUAGAUUAGACGCUGCUACUUUUGGCACUAUGGGUGUAGGUCUAGGUUUUGGCAUAGCAGCUGCUCUUUACUGUAAGAAUCAUGCUCCUAUGAAAAGAGUAUUUUGCGUUGAGGGAGAUAGUGCCUUUGGAUUUUCAGGCAUGGAAAUUGAAACAAUGUUCAGGUAUAAACUGCCUAUUAUUGUUAUAAUUGUGAAUAAUAAUGGUAUCGCUGGUGGAUUAGACAGUGAAACAUUUAGGCAGAUACAGUCUUCGGGAGAGCCGACACAGGUAACACCACCAAAUUCUCUAACAUCUGAAACUCAUUAUGAAAAAAUGAUAGAAAUGUUUGGGAAGAAAGGAUAUUUUUGUAGGACAGUGCAGGAUAUUCAACAAGCAAUAAAAUCAUGCCUUCAGGUCAGUGAUGCUCCAAGUUUGAUAAACAUUAUGAUCAAUCCUCAGGCUGAUCGUAAAGAACAAAAAUUUAGUUGGUUAACAGAAUCAAAGCUUUAAAUUUAUUCAUUGUAUAAAAAGGUAUUGUUCACGAGUAAUACAGAUCAAAUUUGUACAUA
Osmia bicornis bicornis is the source of this 3431-nucleotide messenger RNA. RefSeq names its product 2-hydroxyacyl-CoA lyase 1 (gene Hacl). Gene Ontology annotation, cellular component: peroxisome. NCBI's taxonomy places the organism in Eukaryota, Metazoa, Arthropoda, Insecta, Hymenoptera, Megachilidae. The transcript has 15 exons. Gene Ontology annotation, molecular function: catalytic activity; thiamine pyrophosphate binding; magnesium ion binding. Bases 1672 to 3372 code for a protein of 566 amino acids. The record is from RefSeq and is a predicted model, not a curated record. Gene Ontology annotation, biological process: fatty acid alpha-oxidation.